This is a messenger RNA of Misgurnus anguillicaudatus (oriental weatherfish), 873 nucleotides long. The record is from RefSeq and is a predicted model, not a curated record. NCBI's taxonomy places the organism in Eukaryota, Metazoa, Chordata, Actinopteri, Cypriniformes, Cobitidae.
AUGGGAUUCGAUGCGUGCAAGUUUUAUCCAUUAACUUUUGACCAACAUGCUUUGUUUGUUAUAGUGGAGGAGGUUAAACAUCAGUGGAAAAGCUUACGUGAUACAUAUAUAAGAAAAAAACGUGAGGAUGAAUGCAAAAGUGGACAGGCCGCUAAAGAAAAGAAGCCGUGGAAGUUCAUGAAGGUGAUGGAGUUCCUCGCGACAUCAACUGAAUUUCGAAGUGUUCACAGCAAUGUUUCUGAUGUAAACAUGGGUGGAGUGGAGGUCCAAAAUGAUGUGAGUGACAGUGAGGAGGCAACAGCAAGCACAUGUUCCAGCUCAUCUAUCGGCAGCACAUCAACAGGAUCAUCCAUCGCCAGCUCGCCUAGAGAAUCAUCCAGCACCAGCCCAAGUAUGACAAGGUCGAAAUCAACAAAAAGAAAACGGUCCGAGACACCAGACUUCUUGGAGAGGUACCUCUUAUCCAAGGAAACCACGGAAAACGAGAACGAGGAACGAAAAAGAGAGAAGGAGGAACGAAAAAGAGAGAAGGAAAAGCGCAAAAGAGAGAAAGAGGAGCGCCGAGAUCAACGAAAAGAGCAACAGAAAGAUGACAAUUACUUGUUUGCUCUCGGCUUGGUACCAACACUUAGAAGAUUGUCUCCAGCACAACAGUCUUCAGUCAAACUAAAGAUACAUCAGCUGCUGCAUGAUGCUGAGUUUGGACAGUCCUCUUCCUUAUUUUCAAAUCAGUCGCCUGUGUCGUAUCAUCAGGUCACCCCUCAGACCCCAACAAACUAUGGCCACUCUGCCAGUACUGGGCCACACUGUUAAAUGGUUAUUGUACACAUUUUUUUGUUUUUUAUUUUUUAUUGUUCAAGCAUCCGAUAAAUA